Messenger RNA from Cuscuta campestris, 1681 nucleotides. Lineage: Eukaryota; Viridiplantae; Streptophyta; Magnoliopsida; Solanales; Convolvulaceae. The record is from the annotation of a GenBank genome assembly.
AACUGCAGAUUCUCUUGCGCCGUUACAGGCUUUCGCUAAUUCUUCAUCUGCUCAGAACUGUCAAAGCUUGAAGAUCGCAGAUCUUGGAACCCCUCGCUCGCUUCAAGCGCCUUUUAGCUCUACAGUCUAACAACUCCAGAUGGGAAAAUGGAAUCGGAGAUACAUUCCCAGACGAAAUUUCAAUCAGUAUCAGAAUUUCCCUCCUGCUGACGAUGAGACUCAUUCCGAUAUUCCGGAGAAUAGUGUGCCUUCAUGGGAGAUAGAGUUCUGCAAAUCUGUGGGAAUGCCUUGGCAUAAGGUUGUCAAUAUGAAGAAGUACAUUUGCUGUUUUGAUAAUGUGCUUAAGUGGAAUGAUUCUGCUAGUCAAUUAACUUUUGGUGAGGCAAAAACAAGAUAUUGGGCUAAGAUUAAUGGCCUUCCCUGUGAUAACCCCUUGCCUGACCCCUGUGAGUAUGUUGCUGAAGUUGAUUGGAAUGUAUAUAUUGAUCCAGAAUUGAUAUUGGAUUUAGAGCGGAAAAUUUUCAAUUCCGAUGAAGCAGAGGUCAACAACUUAGAUGAUAUUUCUGAGUGGACAACAUCACCAGAUAAUAAAAAUCCUAAGGACGGCGAGACUGAUUCCGAUCGCUCCAAAAAAUUGGAAAGUGUUAAUCCGUGGGAGGAGAAUCACGCAAGAACUAGAGGGUCUUCCAAGAGCCCUGGAUUAAUAAGUGGCGUAAAUGACUCGUGGGGUCAGAACCCGUCAAGUGGACUCGAUAAUGCUUGGAGCAGUUCUUGGAAUAAUGAAAGUGGGAGUGCCUGGUGCACAAGGCAAAAAGAUUGGGGUGAUAACAAGAAUACCUCAUGGGGUCAAAGUGCUUGGAAUGUUAGGAACCACAAUGGUUCCCAAAUGCAGAAUGUUCGAAGUGAUAUGGACCACAAAGUGUGGAACACGGGUAAUUAUUGUGAUGCUUGGGGAAAUAACACAGCUCGAGGAGGUGGAGCUCCAAAAAAAGAAGGAUCGUGGCAAUGGGAAAACAGUUGUAGGAAUUGGACAACUGCCGGUAGUCAGAGUCACCAGCCCCCAUAUUUUGAGUCUGAGAGAUCCAGUGCUGGGAGGGAGUCUUUCUAUGGUGGUUCGAAGAAGAGGGAAUACUCUUCAUACCAUACUUCAUGGUUCAAAAGUUCAAGGUUCCAAGGAGAUGAAGAGGGAGCAUCUUACCAUUGGAGGAAAAUGGAGAACUCAAAAGAGUAUAAAUGAUUCACGUUUCAUGGAUAAAAGAUGGAAUCUUUCACAGGUGAAAAUGACUCUAUCAGUGCUAUUACAUAGAGUAUAGCAGAUGGAGUCCUAUAUCCUUAAUGUCGAAUGCCAAUCACCAAAUAUGUCUUGACUGACGGGGGUCUUUGUUCCAUUCACUUCCAUAGAGGAUGUUCUCUAAAUGGAUUUGAUCCCACUCAGAUGUCACUCUGCUGUGUUAUUUUUACUCCCACGUCUUUUGCCAGUCAAGUUAUGCCCCCCAGGGAGAUCGUGGAUGCAAAUUAAUUGCAUUAUCGGACAAUGGAAUGUUUUGAGGUCAUCUGUUAUACAGCAUCCAGAACUAGUGUAUAAAUGUACCCUCAGUGUUCUUUAUUCAGUUGCUUAUUUUUGAAACAAGACAACUGAAUUUUGUAAUCUUGUAUGUUUUUAUACAGUUUGGUUCAGAUA